GAGGGAGAAUUGGAGAGGAGGCGCACAGGGGACUGCAGCAACGGCUCCACUCCUCACCCACUCCUUCCCUCUUCAAGUUAUUCUGCUCUUUUUCAUCUUCGUUUUAUUUUCACCCCGCGAUGAAGGCUUAGGAGAACUUAACGAAAUUAUUCUGGGCGAUCUGUGGAGGAAAUCUUGAAGGAGAAGAAGAAGUUGUGACUGGGCGUGGGUGAGGAAGAAGAGGAGGAUGAUGCUGACGAAGGUCAUUGCUCUGUGCUUCCUGUAUGGAACUGCAGUCUAUGGCCAGGUCCCCGCAUGCCACCAAAAACCAGAAUGUCCCAUCGACUUGUAUUUCCUCAUUGACACGUCGGAGACUAUUGCUCUUCAGGAGAACCCGCCAGGCAGCUUGGUGGAGAGCAUCAAAGAUUUCACCAUUGCCUUCGCUCAGAAGCUGGAGGACCAGGACUACAGGGGCCUGGUAAAGAUCAGCUGGUCUGUGGGUGGCCUCCACUUCUCUAUGACACAGAGGACCAUCUCUACCUUAACCAACAAGAAUGAGUUCAUCCGGAGAGUGCGAGAUAUCCAGUAUCUAGGCAAGGGCACUUUCAUAGACUGCGCCAUCACCAAUAUGACUAAAGCAAUGAUCAGUGCACCUCCCAAGGCCAACGUCAAGCGCUUUGCAGUGGUCAUAACAGACGGUCAUGUGACGGGGAGCCCCUGCGGUGGGAUCAAGGUGGCAGCAGAGCGGGCUCGGGAUGAGUUAAUCAAGAUGUUUGUCAUAGCGUCGUCCAAGAACCUUGAGGAAACAGCACUGAGAGAGAUUGCCAAUUCUCCGGUCGGGGUUUAUCGCAGCAACUACAUGGCUGUCAACCUCACAUCUACACGGCCCGCCAUUUUAGCCAGCACGAUUGACCGCAUCUAUGAGGCCAUGCUACAUCUAGCCUACGAAGAGUGCUAUAGCCUGAAAUGCUUGGAGACAGCUGGGCCUCCAGGUCCACCAGGACUCAGAGGACAGAAAGGUGCCAAAGGAGAUAAUGGUGAACCUGGUCUUAAAGGUGAAAGAGGCCGUCAGGGUGACCCUGGUAUUGAGGGUCCCAUUGGUCAUCCUGGACCAAAAGGAGAGCCUGGUUACAAAGGUGAAAAGGGAGAGAUUGGCACACAAGGAAGGAAGGGAGUGGCAGGGCUGCCAGGACGUAACGGCACAGAUGGUCAGAAGGGAAAAAUUGGUCGCAUUGGCGCCCCUGGCUGCAAAGGUGAUCAUGGUGACAAGGGUCCUGGCGGUUAUCCUGGAGAUGUAGGAGACACUGGGCAGCCAGGAGGUCCUGGAGAGAAGGGAGAUCCAGGUCGCCCAGGUAGACCAGGACCACUCGGCCCUCCUGGAGACCCUGGUCCUAAGGGUGAGAGAGGAAGUCCAGGAACACCUGGUAUCCCAGGGCAGAAGGGCUCUGCAGGCACACCAGGAGGCGCUGGCCCUAAAGGCGACCCUGGAAGAAGAGGAGACUUUGGACAAAAGGGAAGCCCGGGAGCAGCUGGGCCAAAGGGAGACAAGGGUGAACCAGGUCCUGAAGGUGUGAGAGGGCUUCCAGGUGAAGUUGGCAGCAAAGGAACCAAGGGAGACCCAGGACUUCCAGGACCAAGAGGCCUACCAGGAGCUCCAGGAGAGCCUGGAAGAAAUGGUACUCGUGGUGACUCCGGCGAUCCAGGCCCCAGAGGCGACCCAGGACCCCCAGGACCGAAGGGUGACCCAGGCAGACCAGGAUUCAGCUACCCAGGACCAAGAGGACCAACGGGAGACAGAGGAGAUAAAGGUAGACCUGGACCGAGAGGGAGCAGAGGAGACUGCGGACAGAAAGGAGAGCCAGGCCAGAAAGGAACUCCAGGAGAGCCUGGCGAGCCUGGACCUCAAGGGGAGCCUGGACCAAGGGGGCCAAGAGGAGACCCAGGAAGAGACGGUGAUCCUGGUCCAGAGGGAGACGCUGGCCUCACAGAAUGUGAUGUCAUGAACUACAUCCGAGAGACCUGUGGGUGUUGUGACUGUGAGAAGAGGUGUGGAGCUCUGGACAUUGUAUUUGUGAUUGACAGCUCGGAGAGUGUGGGGCUGACCAACUUCACCCUGGAGAAGAACUUUGUUAUCAACACCAUCAACAGAUUGGGCUCUAUAGCCAAGGACCCCAGCUCAGAGACAGGAACACGUGUUGGUGUUGUCCAGUACAGUCACAGUGGAACUUUCCAGGCCAUUAGUCUUAACGACUCCAAGAUCGAUUCACUGUCAGCUUUCAAAGAUGCUGUGAAGCAGCUGGAGUGGAUUGCUGGUGGCACAUGGACUCCAUCCGCUCUAAAAUUUGCCUAUGACAGCCUGAUCCGUGACAGUCGACGUGCCAAGGCUAAAGUCACUGUGGUGGUCAUCACGGAUGGUCGCUUUGAUCCCAGAGAUGACGACUCUCUGCUCACGUACCUCUGCACAGACAGCGACAUCGAUGUGAGUGCCAUCGGUAUUGGAGACAUGUUUGAACAACAAGAGGAGAACGAGAGUCUGAAGUCCAUCGCCUGUCAGAAGGAAGGAAGAGUGAUGGGCAUGAGACGCUUCGCUGACCUGGUGGCAGAGGAAUUCAUAGACCGGAUUGAGACUGUGCUUUGCCCAGACCCAGUGAUCAUCUGCCCUGACCUUCCAUGUAAAUCUGAGCCAGCAGUGGCCAGCUGUGUCCAGCGGCCAGUUGAUCUUGUGUUCUUGCUGGACGGCUCAGAACGUAUGGGCCAGGAGAACUUCCGCCAUGCACGUGAGUUUGUGGAGAACGUGGUUCAGCGAUUGACCUUGGCUCGGAGCGACAGCGAUGAAAGGAACACCCGCGUGGCUUUGCUGCAGUACGGUGAUGAGAACACUCAGGAAGUGGCUUUCCAGCUCUCACACAAUUUCACCAUCAUCUCCAAUGGCCUGGCGAACAUGAGGUACCUGGAUUCGGCCUCCAAUGUGGGCAGGGCCAUUAUGUACGCCGUCAACAACAUCUUGAUGAGUGGAACCAGCCGACUGGCCCGCCGAAAUGCUGAAAUCUCCUUCGUCUUCAUUACUGAUGGUGUCACCAGCAGUAACAAUCUGGAGGAGGGCAUCAGCGCCAUGCGCAGGAUGGAGGGUGUUCCCACGGUGAUCGCCAUGGGCAGCGACGUUGACCAAGAAGUGCUGGCGAAGCUCGCACUGGGAGACCAGUCCGCUAUUUUCAAGGGACAGGAUUUCACCCAGCUGUCCAAACCCAGCUUCUUUGAGCGUUUCAUCCGAUGGAUCUGCUGAAAGUGGGAGGGGAUCUUAAGCUCAUACUAAUGGAGGGGAGGAAUUGGUGUGUUAUUGGAGUCAGCUUGGUCGUUAGGGUCAUUAGCAGAGUUUGAAGCAAUUUCAUCUCAGCUUUGUAGGUUCUGGAAAUACAUAAAUUUAAAGGAUCACAUGAAUUUAUAGCAGAAGUGGGGGGCUUUCAUGGGUAUUCUUGGAUUUCAAUUUCCUGACCCUGCAGGUUAAGCGGAAAGAGUGAUCUUUGGGUUGCAUCCUAAUCAUCAAGCUCACUCCAUAAUGUACCAGUGGACUUGGGCUAAAGGAGCAGGAAGACACAAAAAAAGUUAAAAGAUAAACACUCCAAAGAUUAUUUACUGAAUGUUUAACUUUUUGAUAAAGUUGCCAUUGUAGGGUUUUCUUUUUAUUUCUCUUUUUUUUUUAAAGAAGAGGGCUUUACCUAAAUUGUUUUGUAUUCACACUAAGGUGCUAAACCAGAGCAAGACUGGAGUUUUUCCUGUAAAUCUUUGAAAGAACUUUUAAUAAGUUGUCGCAUACCAGCUGAAAUCAUUCUAAUUCAGGGUUAAAUGAAGCCAUUUAUACAAAAGAACAUAUCACAUAUCUCAGUCAUAGUUACAUAGUUGCCUCAGUAUGUUGCACUAGAUCAGGGGGGCUCAGUUCCGCUCCUUGAGGGCAGCACAGGUUAGUGAUUUCCCUGCUCAAAAACACCUGAUUUAAUGUAUCACUCAUUGUUUUGAUCAUCAGAUUUAGAUGGUGUGUUGGAGCAAGGAAAUCAGCAAACUGCACCGAACUUUGAGUUGAGCAGCCCAGUCCUAGCCUUAAUGAUACAGAUAAACUGAAGUAGUCAUUAUUUACUUCAUACCUGAUACAGGGACCCAGUCACACCACAGCUUCUUCUUCAGUCACAGGGACAGACCAGAAUUACCUAUCAUCACUCACAGGUGCACUCUUGCUUUGAUACAUGCUUAUGAGAGGGCAUGAAGUGUUCAUGUUAAAUGAAGUGUUGAAAGUAUGUUCACAUACUUAGCUAUAAAAGGAAGAAUGACCACAAUUGAAAAAUUGUUGCUGAGUCUUUAAAGAGCACUGUAAUCAGAUGUAGUCAGUACACUCUAGGAUGCCAUGAUGAUGACAUGAGUAUUUUGACGUGCUGUAGGACACCUGAAGGAUGAACCCCAUUAUUUUGUCAACUUCAGUGUUAGUACAAUAAAACAAGCUGUGGUAAACUACA
Messenger RNA from Colossoma macropomum (tambaqui), 4484 nucleotides. It is a transcript of the gene col6a2, whose product is annotated as collagen, type VI, alpha 2. NCBI's taxonomy places the organism in Eukaryota, Metazoa, Chordata, Actinopteri, Characiformes, Serrasalmidae. The coding region runs from base 227 to 3262 and encodes 1011 amino acids. The transcript has 28 exons. The record is from RefSeq and is a predicted model, not a curated record.